Rhizopus microsporus ATCC 52813 is the source of this 873-nucleotide messenger RNA. Its product is annotated as Pkinase-domain-containing protein. The transcript has 6 exons. Gene Ontology annotation, molecular function: ATP binding; protein kinase activity. Lineage: Eukaryota; Fungi; Mucoromycota; Mucoromycetes; Mucorales; Rhizopodaceae. The record is from RefSeq and is a predicted model, not a curated record. Gene Ontology annotation, biological process: protein phosphorylation. The coding region runs from base 1 to 873 and encodes 290 amino acids.
AUGGACAUUAAAGUACAGGAUCUUGAAACGCUCUCUCGGUUAGGUGAAGGUGCGGCUGGUACCGUGCGUAAAGUGUUACAUAAGCCUACACAGAUUAUCAUGGCAAAAAAGUCUAUCUCAACAGAACCAGAUCCUGCAGUUCAACGUCAGAUAUUACGUGAAUUGGCCUUUUUGAAGACAUGCGAUUCACCUUAUAUUGUCUCAUUUUAUGGCGUCUUUCUCGAUGACGGAGAUACAACUGUGUCUCUAUGUAUGGAGUACUGUGAAGCAGGAAGUUUAGAAGAUAUUUAUAAAAGAGCGAGAGACUUGGGUGGAGUCAUUGGUGAACCUGUUCUUGAGCGUAUAGCAGAAUCAGUAUGUAAAGGAUUAGUCUACUUACACUCGAAAAGGGUCAUUCAUAGAGAUAUCAAACCAUCCAAUAUCGUUGUCACUCGAAAGGGUGAGAUCAAACUUUGUGAUUUUGGUGUCUCUGGAGAAUUAAUUAAUUCACUCGCACAGACAUUUACAGGCACACAAUACUACAUGGCACCUGAACGUAUUCAAGGAAAUGCUUAUGCAGUACAAUCCGACAUUUGGUCACUUGGCUUAACAUUGAUCGAAGUUUCCCAAAACAGACCUGCGUUACCCCCUCCAGAUCAACCUCACCUGUCGAUCUUUGAGUUACUAGACUUUAUCGUUCGUCAACCUGUGCCUGAGAUCACAGGAAGCCAUAUCUCUGAUGAAUGCAAAAAUUUUGUUGCUGUUUGCUUAACAAAGGAUCCAAAUUACAGACCAACACCAGCUCGUAUGUUACAGCAUCCAUUCAUUUUGAAAUGGGAACAUGUUCAUAUGGAUUUAGGUCAAUGGGUAAAGGAAGUUUGGGGAUGGCCCUAA